AUGCGCGCCGUCCCGCGCGAGGCGCUGGCGACGCUGCGCGCGAUCGGGGCGCGUCGACGCCCGCGCGCGCGCGCGAGCGUCGCGCGAGGGUCGAGUGAAGCGGCUGAACGCGUCUUCGCGUCGACGUCGGAGAGCGCGACGGCGAAGCUCGCGCGCGCGCUGGCGCGCACGGCGCGAAACGGAGACGUUAUAUGUUUGCGCGGACGCGUUGGAUCGGGAAAGAGCGCGCUGGCGAGGGCGUUCGUGCGCGCGCGGCUGGGAGACGCGCGGGCGGACGUCCCGAGUCCGACGUACCUGGUGCAGCAGCGGUACGAGACGGCGACGGGGGAGGUGCAUCACUACGAUUUGUAUCGAUUAACGGGAGAGGGAGAGGUGUUGGCGAUGUGUGAUUUGCGAGAGAGCGCGAAUGGGGCGAUAUCGGUGGUGGAGUGGAGCGAGCGGUUGGGACGGUUGACGCCGGAGGAGCGAUUGGAGGUGCACGUGGAGACGACGAGCGGGGAGGCGAGCGAGCUCGGGGAAGUGAUUCAGACGGACGAGGACGACGAGGAGGAUUCGGACGAGGAGGAUGAGGAGGAUGAGGAGGUGGAUGGUGAGGAGGUCGACGAGGCGUACGUAGACGUCGCGCCGAGGAUGUAUAGACUGGUAGGAUUCGGACGAUGGGCGUCGCUUGUUCGAGAGCUGAAACUGUGA
Ostreococcus tauri is the source of this 690-nucleotide messenger RNA. RefSeq names its product tRNA threonylcarbamoyl adenosine modification protein TsaE. The record is from RefSeq and is a predicted model, not a curated record. NCBI's taxonomy places the organism in Eukaryota, Viridiplantae, Chlorophyta, Mamiellophyceae, Mamiellales, Bathycoccaceae. The transcript has a single exon. The coding region runs from base 1 to 690 and encodes 229 amino acids. Gene Ontology annotation, biological process: tRNA threonylcarbamoyladenosine modification.